AAUAGAAAGAAAUCCUGUAAUUUUUCUUCAAUGAAAUAUAUGUUGAACACACUAUUAUUAGGGUUCACUCCUCUGCCUCGAUUUCUUCUUCUUCUUCCUCCCAAUCCAAAACACUCCUCAAUCUCAUGCCUUCCAUCCACUUCAUCGCCAUCGUUAACCAGCAAACUCAAUUCGAAAAGGUCGAUUGUCUGCGCAUCGCAGGGCGGCAAUGGAAAUGGCAUAGGCUCAACAAAUGAUGAUAGCAAGGAGGAGAAGGAGAAGAAUCGAGUACCGGCGAAGUGGCUGGAACUGCUUAUAGAUCCAGAUCCAAACAAUGUUUUGGCAGUCGGAUUGACUGGAUUACUAGCGUGGGCGAGCGUACAAGUUCUAUGGCAAUUGUUCUUCAUAUCGUUUGCUAUUCUUGUUGCCGCUCUCAAGUAUUCAUUCAUAGCUGCUUUUCUUCUCUUCAUUCUUGUUACUCUUCUAUGAAUUAUCCAAUUUCAAUUCUCUCUCACAACUGUAAGUAUUACUUCUUCUUCUUCUUCCAAUUUGUUACUGUAUAAUCCAGAAAUUCCUUAUUCAAGAACCCUACAUAUCUACGCCACAAAUUCUAUAGAUGAUUGAUUGUGCUUCA
Molecule: messenger RNA, 613 nt
Organism: Impatiens glandulifera
Lineage: Eukaryota; Viridiplantae; Streptophyta; Magnoliopsida; Ericales; Balsaminaceae
Exons: 1
Coding region: 31-468 (145 amino acids)
Source: RefSeq, a predicted model, not a curated record